This is a messenger RNA of Cladocopium goreaui, 402 nucleotides long. NCBI's taxonomy places the organism in Eukaryota, Dinophyceae, Suessiales, Symbiodiniaceae. The record is from the annotation of a GenBank genome assembly.
UAAAAAGGCAACCCAUUCGUGAGCAAAAACUGCCGCCAUGGAUGAUGAAGAUGUGGAUGUCUACUUUGCCAAACAUGAUAUCCAGAGCGUGGUGAGCGACAUCCUGUACGAGUUGGGCUACCAUCGCCCAGAGGAACUGGGACCUUUCUUGGCCAACUAUGUGGAGAGACGCUUCGGGGAGACCAACAUCAAGCGACGCGCUGGGAGCAGCAUCUGUUCCGUGCUGAAGGGUUGCGAUGCGGUGAUGGUCGAAUCGGGCGGCAGACAACCCAGCUCUGAGGAGCUGGCUGCGGGGCAAAUGCUUCUGGAGAUUCGUCAGCUGCGGCGGAAGUAUCUCAGCUUCGCCCCGCAGGCGGCUGGCAACAGCCAUGCCGCAUCCUUCACUGCCAUUGCCUGGAAGGA